CUAGGGAGGCAGGGCAAGGGGCGUCGCCUCGCAGCCCGACGUGACUAAGUGUGUUGCUGACGAGCGGCGGGCGUCCAGGUGCCCCCAGGCUUCCCAGGCCUUGGGGAUCCUCUGGCCGCCGCGGAGACCAUCGGGCCUCGGCACCUGCCCGUUAGUUGUCCCGGCUCGCCGGACCUCUGCCGGGCCCGCGGGGUACUGAGCUCUCUGACGUCAGCUCGGGCUUCCCCACCCCCAGAGCCUUCCGGGAAGGGUCCUGAGUCGUGGGAGCUGGGUCGCCGCUGCCGGGACCCCUGGAAAGAGGGGGCUCGGGGUGGGAGUGGCGCAGAACUCAGUCUCCCUCUUUGGCCCCCUUUUGCAGAUGGGGAAACUGAGGCACGGGCCGCUGGCUGGCUCUCGAGGGCUCCAGUUGGCACCGAGGGCCAGUAUCUUAUGUCCGUGCUUUGGGGCGUAUGCCUGGGCCGUUUUGGGGGCGUUUGUGGCUCCCUUCCAGGGAGAGCAGUCGGGGUUCUGGUCGCCUUAAUGGCGCGUUCUGCUUUUUCUUUCAGUUUCCUCCUUCCAGGGUGAGGAUGGUUUCGCACGACAACUCGGAGCUCCGUAGGUGAAAGGUGUGCCCUUUCGAGCCAGGCAUUUUGAUUUGCUGUCUUUUUACAGCAUGGACACCAAAUUGCUAAAAACAUGCUUUGGGACUGCCAGUGAGUUUAUCUUUUAUGAUUUUACAACAAAUUUACUAGUGGCUCCCUUUUUUGAGUUAAUGUUCUGAAGUUACUGUCACAAUGAGUUCAGGCUUAUGGAGCCAAGAAAAAGUUACUUCACCCUAUUGGGAAGAGCGGAUUUUUUAUUUGCUUCUUCAAGAAUGCAGUAUCACAGACAAACAGACACAAAAGCUCCUUAAAGUACCCAAGGGGAGUAUAGGACAGUAUAUCCAAGACCGCUCUGUGGGACAUUCAAGGAUUCCUUCUGCAAAAGGCAAGAAAAAUCAGAUUGGAUUAAAAAUCCUAGAGCAACCUCAUGCAGUUCUCUUUGUUGAUGAAAAGGAUGUUGUAGAAAUAAAUGAAAAAUUCACAGAGUUACUGUUGGCAAUUACCAACUGUGAAGAGAGGCUCAUUCUGUUUAAAAACAGAAGCCGACUAACUAAAGGCCUCCAGGUAGAUGUGGGCUGCCCUGUAAAAGUACAGUUGAGAUCCGGGGAAGAGAAAUUUCCAGGAGUUGUGCGCUUCAGAGGACCUUUACUAGCAGAGAGGACAGUGUCAGGAAUAUUCUUUGGAGUAGAAUUGCUGGAAGAAGGUCGUGGUCAAGGUUUCACUGAUGGGGUAUAUCAAGGGAAACAGCUUUUUCAGUGUGAUGAAGAUUGUGGAGUGUUUGUUGCGCUGGACAAGCUAGAAAUUAUAGAAGAUGAUGACAAUGGGCUGGAAAGUGAUUAUGCAGGUCCAGUGGACACAAUGCAGGUUGAACUUCCUCCUUUGGAAAUCAACUCCAGAGUUUCUUUGAAGGUUGGAGAAACUAUAGAAUCUGGAACAGUGAUAUUCUGUGAUGUUUUGCCAGGAAAAGAAAGCUUGGGAUAUUUUGUUGGUGUGGACAUGGAUAACCCUAUUGGCAACUGGGAUGGAAGAUUUGAUGGAGUACAGCUUUGUAGUUUUGCAAGUGUUGAGAGUACAGUUCUCUUGCAUAUCAAUGAUAUCAUCCCAGGAUCUACCUCAGACCCUGGAAAUAGAAACAGAUCUGAAUUAUUUUAUACCUUAAAUGGGUCUUCUGUUGACUCACAACCACAAUCCAAAUCAAAAAAUACAUGGUACAUUGAUGAAGUUGCAGAAGACCCUGCAAAGUCACUUACAGAACUCUCUGCCGACUUUGGACAUUCUUCACCACCACUGCAGCCACCUUCCAUGAACUCCUUAUCCAAUGAGAACAGAUUUCACUCUUUACCCUUCAGUCUGACGAAGAUGCCCAACACCAAUGGCAGUAUUGGCCACAGCCCACUUUCUCUGUCUGUUCAGUCGGUGAUGGGAGAGCUGAGCAGUGCACCUAUCCAAGAGAGCCCGUCUGUGCCCAGCUCUUCUGGUAACACACAUGGCCUAGAAGUGGGCUCACUGGCUGAAGUGAAAGAGAACCCUCCUUUCUACGGGGUGAUCCGUUGGAUUGGUCAGCCACCGGGACUUAAUGAUGUGCUAGCUGGACUGGAACUGGAGGACGAAUGCGCAGGCUGUACUGAUGGAACCUUCAGGGGCACUCGAUAUUUCACCUGUGCCCUGAAGAAGGCGCUGUUUGUGAAACUGAAAAGCUGCAGGCCUGACUCUAGGUUUGCAUCCCUGCAGCCUGUUUCCAAUCAGAUUGAACGCUGUAACUCUUUAGCAUUUGGAGGUUACUUAAGUGAAGUGGUAGAAGAAAAUACUGCACCAAAAAUGGAAAAAGAAGGUUUAGAGAUAAUGAUUGGAAAGAAGAAAGGUAUCCAAGGUCAUUACAAUUCUUGUUACUUAGACUCCACCUUAUUCUGUUUAUUUGCUUUUAGUUCUGUUCUGGACACUGUGUUACUUAGACCCAAAGAAAAGAAUGAUGUAGAAUAUUAUAGUGAAACUCAAGAGCUAUUGAGGACUGAAAUUGUUAAUCCUCUGAGAAUAUAUGGAUAUGUGUGUGCCACAAAAAUUAUGAAACUGAGGAAAAUUCUUGAAAAAGUUGAGGCUGCAUCAGGAUUUACUUCUGAAGAAAAAGAUCCUGAAGAAUUCUUAAAUAUCCUGUUUCAUCAUAUUUUAAGGGUAGAACCAUUGUUAAAAAUAAGAUCAGCAGGUCAAAAAGUACAAGAUUGUUACUUCUAUCAAAUUUUUAUGGAAAAAAACGAGAAAGUUGGAGUUCCUACAAUCCAGCAGUUAUUAGAAUGGUCUUUUAUCAAUAGUAAUCUGAAAUUUGCAGAGGCACCAUCAUGUUUGAUUAUUCAGAUGCCUCGAUUUGGAAAAGACUUUAAAUUAUUCAAAAAAAUUUUUCCUUCCCUGGAAUUAAAUAUAACAGAUUUACUUGAGGACACUCCCAGGCAGUGCCGAAUCUGUGGAGGGCUUGCAAUGUACGAGUGUAGAGAAUGCUAUGAUGAUCCAGACAUCUCAGCUGGAAAGAUCAAGCAGUUCUGUAAAACCUGCAAUGCUCAAGUCCAUCUUCAUCCCAAGAGGUUGAAUCAUAAAUAUAACCCAGUGUCACUUCCCAAAGAUUUACCUGACUGGGACUGGAGACAUAGCUGCAUCCCUUGCCAGAAGAUGGAGUUAUUUGCUGUUCUCUGCAUUGAAACAAGCCACUAUGUUGCUUUUGUGAAGUAUGGAAAGGAUGACUCUGCUUGGCUCUUCUUUGACAGCAUGGCUGAUCGGGAUGGUGGUCAGAAUGGCUUCAACAUUCCUCAAGUGACCCCCUGCCCAGAAGUGGGAGAAUACUUGAAGAUGUCUCCGGAGGACCUGCAUUCCUUGGACUCCAGAAGAAUCCAAGGCUGUGCACGCAGACUGCUUUGCGAUGCGUAUAUGUGCAUGUACCAGAGUCCAACCAUGAGCUUGUACAAGUAACUAGGCUCAUCCUUAGAGGUUCAGAGACUGAACGCAGAGUUUCAGUGUUGCGUUUUCCUCAAGCUGAUUGUUCUUUCCAGCGUCCAUUGCCGGCAAUGGGCGUCUAUGUGGUGAUGGCCCUUCAGCAAAGGAUUCCUGUGUUUCAAAACAAAUUGCUUUUGUGUUCCAGAAGUAUUUAAUAAGAAGCAUUUUGCACUCUAGAAAGUAUGUUUGUGUUGGUUUUUUAAGAAGUCUAAAUGAAGUUAUUAAUACCUGAAGCUUUAAGUUAAGUGCAUUGAUCACAUAUUUUUGGAAGCAUAAAAUUUUAAUUGUGACAGUUUAAAACCUCUUUUAGUCCAUGAGAAUGUAAAUAAAUAUUUCUUCUUUAUGGACCAAGAAUAUGAAAUCAUUUUUCCUUUGUAGCAAUGGCUGCCUUGAAGAAGAAGUUAUUUGAUUUUAUUAAGAGUCUACUUUCAGUUGUUAAAGGUGUACUGAGUUUGAUUGUUAAUUCUUCCCUAUAUAGUGCUGAUUUUCUGCAUGUCCACAAUUUGCUGAGUUUCUGUGUUUCUGAAACAGUGGUCAAAAAAUACUGAAAUUCCUUUAAUGGUGUUGUUUUCCAUUUGUUCUGGUUUUGAGAUAAUUGAGUGAUUCUGUCAUAAAAUGUCCAUUUUUGAUGUAAUUUUCUUGGAAGAUAGGUACUCAGCAAUCUUAUUAAGUCAUAGUAACCUAUCACAUAACAGGGUGGGUUUUUUUUUUUUUAAGGGGCUCAAUUAUUUUAUGAAACAGGGCUCAGUAAAUUUUAUGAAAGGAUUAAAGUGAUAAGUAAAACUAUAUAGUCUUAUACAAAUAUACAGCCCCUAAGAAGAUAAAUUUGACAUAUAGAAUAACUAAUUAACAUUUCCCUGAAGAGAAGUAUUAGAACUUUAAACCUUGUAUUUAAAAUAAAUAAGUUUAUUUAAAAUGAAAGUUUUAUUAUUUUAAAUAAGACUGAUUUUAAAUUUAACCAAUCAGGCCAUAUACUCACUAAAGUUUGGUUUCACUUGAGGUAAUGACAGGUAUGAAUCAGAUGUUGUGGGAAUAUUAACAGAAGUUUCACCCUCCUCCUAAUUAAGUCAAAAAUAGGUGUUUUCUUAAGUACUGUCCAUAGUGUGUGUAUAGACUACAGUGGAUGUUGUAGAUUAGAACCGUAAGUUAUUUACGUCAGUACUAUGGGAUGUAUGUUCUGAGUGUUAUUUUAUGGUAUUGCCUUUCUGGAUGACUUCUCAACCUUUCAGAAAGACAGAAAAGAUGUCAUAUAUAUAGCAUAUGACUUUAUAAAAUAUUUAACGUCAAAAAAAAGGUGGAAAGAGUCUUUUACAAACCCUGCAGUUAUUUUUUUGAAGGAACUUUUACCCUUUAGUUUUAUCAUUUCAUUUUGCUUGUAUGUAUUAGUUUUAUAAACCAUAUUAGGUACAAAAACUCUUUCAUCUUGUAACCUUUUUGCUUUUGCAAUGGAAAAGUACAUACAUUUUGCACAAGGUUUUAUACUACUCAGUGUGUAGGCUGGGUGGUGAUCCCUUGGCUAGAUGGGGUUAGGACCCCUGGCUAUGGGCUGGCCCUGCCUUUAUCUCCCUGGGACAAGUGAAGGCCUGGGAUGAAGGGUCUGAGCUCUCUUCUAGCUCUGGCCAUCUGGAGUUCAGUCACUGUGUAAUGAAUAUAUGCUGAGUGAAGAAAAGGAUGACAGAGCUUAUAGGCCUGACUUUAAGAGGUUUUUCUGGAGGAAUGAUCAGGAAUCUGUAUGUAGGGAAGGCUAGAUUUAACAGAGGAGAGAAGGCAGUUCUUGUAUUGCAGAAAUGAUAUAAAAUCCAAGCUGAGGGAGAUAAGCUGCCUUCUCACAUGGUAGAAAACUUAAAGCCUUUUUUGGAUGCAUACACAGUUGCAAAGCUCAGGGGUAGAGGCUCUUUUAAGUGGACAGAGCCUCAUCCAUAAGUGAUUCCCAAGGACAUAUUCUCCAAGUGGAGCUUUAUGUACUUCAGGACUACUUGGGGAGGGAGCACACAGUGAAAGGGUACCAGGACCCAGCGCUAGUGGUCAGGGAGGUCUGAGUCCUAGCCUUGUUCCUUCUUCCCUUCCCCUAUCCUGUCCCGUAAUCUCUGGAUAGUACCUUCUUGUUCCUUGCUCCCGUGAAGCCUGGUUUGUCAAGGGGGCACAAUCAGGGCUGGGCUGUGUGGCAUGGAUGGCCCAUGUGCCUGUUGUUUAUUUAAUUUUUAGUUGUACGUGUUCUUUAAUAUUUUCCUGUUGACUUUUAAAAUGUUUUCAUUAUCCUUUAUCCUUAUCAUAUCUACAUUCAAGAUGACAAUAUAGUAGAAUCAUCUUAUUUAUAACAUGGUUUAUGAUUAAUUGCUACAAAUAGAAAAUAUGAGAAGUCAUUUUCCUCCACCUCCAAAUAAGAGAGAGAGUGUGUGUGUGUGUGUGUGUGAGAGAGAGAGAGAGAGAGAAAGAAGCAAUCAUGUUAUAAUAUAGAGGCUAAACGUAUCCAGUCCUUUACUAUCAGUUUUAUAAAGGGGUCUGACUUCACCCUCCAGAGAAUGUUUCCUAAGACCAAGAUGGGGAAACACAUUGAAAACCAAGAGAAACAGUAACAAAAAUCAGUUUAAUAUAGUUGUUACAGAUUUUCUCCUUAGAAUAGUUUAGCAUUUUUAUUUUUAUUUGUCAAAUGCUAACUUAAAUGGUCAGAUCCUUCCUAUCCCUUGGAUCACAUACAGACAUUUGAGAACAAGAGAAAGACAUAGUAAUUAAUCUUAUAGCACUUGUCACCCAAAUUUCUGGUGAUUUGAAUAUGGCAUCUUCAUAGAUUCUGGAGUUACUACCCUUCUCAGCUGGAUGUUGAUAUCUACCUAGAUAGUUUUUGCAUCUGUUUCGAUGAUGAUAGACUGAAAUUAGAGUGCAAAAUACAGUAUUGGGCCAUCCCUGAGUGACCACCAAGGAUUUAUUGGACAUUUAUUAGGUGCCAGGAUUGGCACCUAAUCCAACAAUGAGAUCUCAUCUCUACUCUCAAACAACUUAAACACUUAAUUACAACAAGAGAACAUCUGUUGGUGGUUUCUUAGCUUAAGUGUGGGUGAUUGAUAGGUCUGGGGAACCCUUUAGGAGGCAAUGUGGUAUAACAGGCAAGGAAAGGACUUUCGCUUGCUCUGUAGGCUCAGAGAACAUUUUGACUACUUGGGCUUUAGUUUCUCCCUCUGUUUAAUGAGGGAGUUAGACUAUAUAAUAUUAUAGGGAAAAAGUACAAAUUCCAAGGUCCCAGGCCAUGCCUGCUGGAUCUGAUUUCAUGCUGAAGCUAGAAAAUCUGCAAGGCAGAAGUUUACCAGGUGAACCUGAAUGACCAGCCAGGUGUGAAGUCACUGGACUGACUGGAAGAUCUCAAAGGUCUCUUCUCUUUAUGUGGUAGUGGUUUACAUAAUGCUGUUGUAUUAGUCAGCCUACAUAAAUGUGAAUAAUUGGAUGUUUAUCAUAUUUAUCUGUGUUUACAUAUGAACUUAUAUAAGAAAUGCAUUUUAGAAUGUUUACCUCAACAACUAUUUCUUAGAGGUUUUAGCAGUCUUUGAGGGUAUUUGAUAUUUACCCGGACAUUUCUAUUUUAUUUCUGUAGGGGAAAUUAAGGCUCUGGAAGCCAAAAAAAGAGAAAAACAAAAUUCUCAUGCAAAGUUAAAGAAAAAAAUUAUAUCAUCUCUUACUUUAUAUUGAAACACCUAAAAUUACAUGGAAGGAUUUUUUUCUGGGAUAACAGGCGCUGUUAUCGUAAAGUGAAAUGUCCCUUGUUAAAGUAGAGAAUCUUAAGCCUGUAAUUAAAAGCAAGACCACCUUCCCUAGAUGUUGGUGAUGCUGACAACAUGUGCAGUUCUCCAUCAGUGAAAAUAAUCUUUGAAUUCCCUGAUGCAAGGGUGGGUUGUGUGGAGAAGAGGAUGUUAGCGUGGAAACUAGUGUGCAAAAGGGGGUGGAGGAGGAAAGAAGGUGAGCCCCUUACAGCAAAUGGCAGGGCCACAUGAAGGUGGGGUUUCUGCAACUGUUGGGGUUGUUCUUCCCUAAGACAAGGACUGCAGAGAAUGAGGCUACUUGUGGGAGUAGGCCUUGCUUUGUGUUUUCUUUUCAGAUUCCUUAUUGUUGGGGAAGAGGCUUAUUCUUAAUCUGGGAGCAGCUAAAGGAUUUCUCUUGAGUCAAAGCAGUGAUAGAAAGUUAACCAGCAGAGGGGCCAGGAGUGGUGGAAAAGUGAAAAGGAAAUAGAAUCCUUCCUAGUUGCAGUAAUUGGCAGCAUCUGUAGCUGGAUACCCAAGAGCUCCACUGGGCUUCCUGAUCUCUGUCUUGGCAGUGACAGGUUUGUCUCCCGUAUUUUAAAGUCUUUGUUCCUUUUCCUAACGGUUUAGGAGAGAUUGUUCUUCCAAGCAUCACAGCCCCGGUAGAAUUUCCCUGUGCUUUUAAAUCCUGCCCACUUUCCUUUUUUAUUCUAGCAGGAUUAUACUGGAGACUCAGCUGGUUUUGGUUUUAUAUUAUAAAGUGGCCUUGUACUGUGGAAUUUUAACUCUGGAAAGUCUUAGCAUCAUACCAUAGAGAUCCAUUUUUAAAAAUUCCAUGUAUUUUCCCAGGGACAUUGUGAUUAUUAGUAGGUUAAUGGAAAAGAGCAUAUUUUGUACUGUAUUUCCAUUUCUGGUAUCUGGUCCAACAUUUUCUUUUGCCUGAAGAACAUCCUGUAUUUAUGAAAACAUUAAGAACAAUACCACAUAAAGUACCCCUUACUCUCUGAUUGCUCUGACUUAGCCUUAAUUUUGUUAAACUUUUUAGAGAUGAAUGAAGUGCUGCUGUGGAAAGAAAUGUACUAUAUACUAUUUCUGUAUCAUUAAAAUGAAAUUUUUAUGGUUCCUUUUUCUUGAUUUCUUUGUGGGAAGGAUCUUGGGUUAUGGGAAAGCUGGCAUUGGGUCUCCACAACGUCAUGUUUGCAGUGGUGCUGGGAAGAUUCCUUUGGGAAAUGCUGCAUCUGGGCAUUUGUGUCUUUGUCCAGCCUCUGCCAUCAUUGCAAUUGUUUUUAGAAAACAUCACACUUCCCUGGUUCUGGGAGAUGGGCCAGGGCAUCAUGAGUCUGUGUAAUUUCUUGAUCUGUAUUGGCAUUCCCAGCUCUGAUUUUAAUAAAGGCUCACUUGCACCAGACUAUAAGCUGCUCUAACAGGAAUUGUUCCCCCUGUGCCUCAUCCUAUCACUGUAGACAUGUCCUGGAGUUAUUGUCAGGGAGCUGUGAACUCUGAUCACAAGAUUUACAAAUUAUUGUGUACUGCGAAGAGGUAUCCAGGCAAAACGUGGAUACAGGGAAAAGGUUAGGGAGAGGAGUUACAAAAGGCCAUGGUGGGCCAGGUGGAAACUUGAAGCAGAAAGAGAGCUCUUUUUGUUUCAAGGUGUUUUUCAAAGUCAUGCUAAGCCAGGUGCAGAUGGCUCACACCUAUAAUCCUUGCUACUCUGGAGGCAGAGAUUAGGAGGAUCGUGGUUUGAAG
Castor canadensis (American beaver) is the source of this 9034-nucleotide messenger RNA. The record is from RefSeq and is a predicted model, not a curated record. NCBI's taxonomy places the organism in Eukaryota, Metazoa, Chordata, Mammalia, Rodentia, Castoridae.